CUCUCAAUUAGCAGUAAUUCAUUACUGUGUUGUCUUGUGUGAUUACAGCAGCAGCAGCAGCAGGGCAGCCCUGGGGAGGAAAUGUUUUUGAGAAGGAGCAGAGAAAGGAAGAUGAAGUUUCCAAGCCUGGAUAAACAGCCGUAGACGUACGUGUGUGUGUGUGUGAAUAUUUCAAUAAAAAAGACAAGAGGCACUGUUUUAAUCGUCAGUGCAGAUAAGUACAAUUAAUCUGCAGCAGAUCAGUGUUAAGAGAGUAAAUCUGCUAACCUGCUAGUCUGCAGGAGCGGUGAGUGAUGAAGCUGCUGUGAAAACCAGCAGAGACCAGACAGAUCCUGAGUGCUGAAGGUCCUGCCUGCCUGAGCCGUGUCCCUGAGCCGUGUUCCCGAGCCGUGUCCCUGAGCCCUGUUCCUAAGCCGUGUUUCCGAGUCGUGUUCCCGAGCCGUGGGGAUGCUGAGUAUCUGGAGGCGCUCAGUGAGCGAGGUGCAGGCUCUGCAGGCUGCGGUCAGCGUGUGCAAGAAGGCCCAGGCCUCUCUGGUCAGAGUGACCGCCUGCUUCCAGCAGCUGGUGCUGAGUGUGGGGGGGAGCUCAGACUGCAGCCGACUCCGAGAGGAACUGGAGGAGACCCGGCUCAGAGCUCACCAGAUCAGCACCGGUCUGUGUUCCCGGCUGACCGCUCUGCUGACCGGUGGCCGUCUCUUCGGUGAGGAGCAGCAGGAGGUGGAGAGGCUCUGGGUCCUGUUCCUGUCCGGUCUGGAGCUGCUCCAGCUGGAGCUACGCAAGGCCUUCCACCUGCAGGCCGUGUUCCCUCUGGCCAGCCCUCGGGACAGCCGGGCGCUGGUCAACACCGGAGCGAGCGGCCGCAGCGCAGAGGUGGCUGCGCAGGCAGCGAGCGUCCAGACCCCCUGGGGCGAGGCGGAGGAGAAGGGAGAGGGGGCGCCUCCGAAUCUGCUCGGGCACAUCGUGCUGCUGGACUCCAUGGUCCAGGAGAUGGUGCAGAAGGUGAACGUGCCCAUAUGGACGGUGGCAGCUUCGGAGGAAGGCGAUGGGGAGAUGGAACUGGAGUUAGAGGGAGCCACUUCAGAGGAGAUGCUGACCACCGACGUGGAGCAGAAAAGGGGCUGCUUCAGGGGCUGGCUCCUCUGCUUGAUGCCCUGAAAAUACACAGAGAUACACCGGUAGAAGCAGUUGUAUUUUUAACCUAAGGAGCAAAAGCCUCUAAGCCAGGCUGCUGGAUACCAGUACCUCUUUAUUCUUAGUCUGCUAGACAAGCUUUCCUAACCCUGAAUAUAACCAGGAUGGGAAUCCAGUGAGGUGUCAGGGGCUCCGAAUUAGCCAUCAAUGUGUAUGCUUAGUUCAGACAUUGUCAGUUCAAAACAGAUGGAAUGGGUUAGAGAUAGGAUUAGAGGUUUAUGUACAACAAUUCAGUAGUGAAAAAAAAAAUUGCAUCCUGCGUCUCAACACUCCACUGCAGGCUGAGCAAAGAAAUUGCAAGGGGAAUAAAACAAAUCUGCUGAAAUAUUGUGCACUUAGUUAAUUGAGAAGUGAAGACACACCAGGAUUGACUGCUAAACCUCAUAGAGAAUGUCUUAAUGGUACUGUACACUUCCGCAAAGGCUAAAAUAAAGAACACUUAC
Messenger RNA from Acipenser ruthenus (sterlet), 1634 nucleotides. Its product is annotated as regulator of G-protein signaling 9-binding protein-like. Bases 448 to 1155 code for a protein of 235 amino acids. Gene Ontology annotation, cellular component: neuron projection. The transcript is spliced from 4 exons. Lineage: Eukaryota; Metazoa; Chordata; Actinopteri; Acipenseriformes; Acipenseridae. The record is from RefSeq and is a predicted model, not a curated record. Gene Ontology annotation, biological process: G protein-coupled receptor signaling pathway.